CAUGGCAAAUACUAGUAGUAAUCUCUUUUUUAUUUUCCCCCAAUUUAUGACGGAAAUCCAUAUAACAUCAUUUUGUCUGUAAUUUAGUAGAAAUGGUGCAAAAACUCUGCCGAUGGAUGUGCCAAAAGACAAUAUACGAUGUCGUUAACCUCAACAUACGUCUGAAUUGACUCUUCGUCUCCCUCUUGCUUCUCCAUAAUAUUAUUUUUAUUUAUUUUCGACCUUUCUCAAUUACCUUGUUCCCUCUUCAACCAUUCUCAAUUUCCAAUUUUCAACCUAGUUCUCUUCUACAGCAAAUGGAACUCGAAAAGGCUCAUAUCUUGGAAGCAAGACCAGUAGAGGAAAUUGAGAUACCAAUUGUUUCUGACUCAGACAGACUUGAUCUUCUGACAAAGAUGUCGUCCUCUUACAACAAUUCUGUGUGUCGUUUUUCCAGAAAGGAAAACAGUGCUGGUGCGUCGAAUGACUCGGCGAAGAAACUUUCUUUACUGAUAGUUUUCUAUGCUGUUGUUAUGGUUGUUGAGCUUAUUGGGGGAAUGAAAGCUCAGAGCUUGUCUGUUAUCAGUGAUGCUGCACAUUUGCUUUCUGAUAUUGCUGGAUUUGCUAUCUCUCUGUUUGCAGUGUGGGCUUCGGGUUGGGAGGCGACUCCGAGUCAAUCUUUCGGAUAUAAUCGUCUUGAGGUUUUGGGGGCUCUUUUAUCUGUUCAGUUAAUUUGGUUCAUUUCUGGUUUUUUGAUAUAUGAAGCUGUUGGUAGAAUUGUUUAUAGGAAUGCUAGUGUGAAUGGAAAGCUCAUGUUUGCAAUUGCAACAUUUGGUUUUGUUCUUAACUGUAUUAUGGUUUUAUGGCUUGGUCAUGAUCAUAGUCAUCAUCAUGGAUUUGGACAUUCACAUGGUCACGGUCAUGACCAUGAUCAUCACAAUCAUGGUCAUGAGCAUGAUCAUGACCAUUCUCAUGACCAUCAUCAUCAUGAUCGUAGUCAUAGUCAUCAUCAAUGCGGUGGAGACGCGGAUCAUGAUCAUGGGAUGGAGGAACUGUCUAAAAUAACCGAUGAGGAGAAUCUUUCAAUGAUUUCAAAUGGUAAGACGAAAACGAAUGUUUUGAACAUUAAUCUUCAAGGGGCUUAUUUACAUGUGAUGACGGAUAUGAUUCAAUCUAUGGGAGUGAUGAUUGCCGGAGGAAUAAUAUGGGCUAAACCCGAAUGGUUUAUAGUUGAUCUUCUAUGUACUCUCGUUUUCUCUAUUUUAUCCUUAAGUACUACUCUGACAAUGCUUAAGAGCAUUUUCGGCAUUCUGAUGGAGAGGACGCCGAGUGAAAUUAAUAUCAUUCAGCUGGAAAAUGGUCUUAGAAGUAUCAAGGGAGUGCAGGAGGUUCAUGAUUUGCAUGUUUGGGCUAUAACAGUUGGAAAACUUUUUCUAUCUUGCCAUGUAGUAGCUGAACCCGGCAUCAGUUCCAUUGAUUUGCUUGAUAGGAUUAAACAUUAUUGUGAAAACACUUAUCAAAUACAACAUGUAACCAUUCAAAUUGAAUAGAGUAUGUUCUUUUCUGUUCAAUUAUUUUCACCUUAUUAUUCAUCCAAAAAACCUAUGCCAAAGCUCAGCAACUCCAAAUUCAGAUUCAUUUGAAGACAGCAGUCUCUAAAUUGUAAACUACCAAGUCUGCUAACUUUUUCCAUAAAAUUCUUUUCUUACUAGUUUCACAAGGGCAUAUACAUUUGCCAUUGAUGGUGGAAUCCGCCAUAUUCUCACAACCUAUGAAAUAUUUUCUAAAAUAUUAGUGAUGCGCCAUCAUAUAGGAUUACUAGAUGCGCUUUAUUCUAUUCUAUUUUGAUUUUAAACAACCAAAGUACUUGAAAAUACACAUGUUUUUUAACAAAUUUUAAUAUGGAUUCUAUUUUAUUUUUCUUACUUUACACUUAAAGUUUAAACAACCAAAGCACUUGAAAAUGCACAUGUUUUGGACAAAUUUUAA
This is a messenger RNA of Vicia villosa (hairy vetch), 1968 nucleotides long. Its product is annotated as metal tolerance protein B-like. NCBI's taxonomy places the organism in Eukaryota, Viridiplantae, Streptophyta, Magnoliopsida, Fabales, Fabaceae. The coding region runs from base 297 to 1529 and encodes 410 amino acids. Gene Ontology annotation, biological process: zinc ion transmembrane transport. The record is from RefSeq and is a predicted model, not a curated record. Gene Ontology annotation, cellular component: vacuole; plasma membrane. Gene Ontology annotation, molecular function: zinc ion transmembrane transporter activity. The transcript has 2 exons.